CAGCUCCACCUGCAGCAACAGAUUCAACAGGCGCAACAGCAGCACCAACAACAGUAUCAACAACAGUCUUAGAAGAAGGAAGUGUGCCACACCAGGAAACUGCUGGAGGUCCCCCAAAAUGGAGUCCGAGCAGAUCAAGGUGGAGCCCGAUUUCUACUUUCCAGUCGGUGAAACGUACGCCGCAGAAGAGGACAACGCGGCAGAGGACGGCGGUGGCGACGGUCUCGACGAAGAGCAGCUGCUCGAGAUGCACCAGAUCGACCUGGAUGACAGUCCGGUGAAGCCAAAGUUAGUUUCGAAUGACGACGACGACGACGGAAGUGGCCGUGAAGUCGAUAGUGAUAGUGGUGGAGGUGGUGGCGGCAUCGUUAGUAAUAAGGACGCUCUAGAAGCGCAAAGACAGUACAAGUGUGAUGUGUGUGGGAAGGUGUUGGACACGGCGUAUCAUCUGCAACGGCACCAGAAGAUUCACACCGGGGAGCGUCCCAGUGUCUGCCGGCUGUGCGAUAAGGCGUUCAUUGAGCCGUCCGCCCUGAAGGUUCACCUGAGAAUCCACACCGGCGAGAAGCCGUUCCGCUGCAAGAUCUGCCCGCUUCGUUUCACACAAUCUUGCAACCUGCAGUCCCACUACCGACAAGUGCACGGUGUCGACCCGAGGGGCGAUCCCCAAUAUUUCCGCAAAAUGUGCCAGCUUCUGCUACAACAACAGCAGCAACAACAACAACAAGCCAAGCCCUCAGCAUCGAGGCCCUCCAGCUCCAGGUCGCUGCCCAAGUUGACUCCCAAACCGAGCGAAGGACUUUGGGAGUGCUGCGUGUGUGACGAACCAUUCCAAGACCGCGAUCUGCUGUUGAUCCACGAGGAGACGCACGUUCCGGAAGCGCCCUUCGAGUGUCGUUACUGCACCACGGUCUACUCCGGGCUGGUCAACUUCCGAUCGCACGUCAACAUCCACCGGGUCAGCUUGCGCCAGGGAGGCUUUUCGGCGGCCGCUGCCCGCAGUCACUUCCAAUCGGGAGUUCGGGCGAACGCCAGCGCGAUCGUUGCCGGUCGUAAACCCGUGGAGAACAGUGGUGAAAGUGACGUGGCGCUGAACACGAACCAGCCGUUCGUGCCGAGCAACGACAAGACGGCACCGUACAAGUGCGUCGAGUGCAAGCGCAACUUCCAGAAGCAAGAUCUGUACUCCCACAUGAAGGUACACCUCAAGCAGAAGAACAUCUUCUCCAAGAAGAGUCUCAAGUGUGAAAAGUGCGGCCGAGUGUUUGAGAAGGAGUUGACGCUGAAGAAGCACAUGGACACCGUGCAUCCGACCAGCGCAAACGCCUUGCUGCGGGAGGCACUUCGCGAGCAGAUAACCAAGCGCACGCAAUCCCCUGCGACGGGGACGACAACCCUCAAGAUCUCCUCCGAGGUUGACUUGGUCCCGAUAGAGCCGCGUGUCAAACAGGAAGCGGCGGAAAGUGCCCUCGGCGAUGACGAGGUCAACUCGACGGUGUCGGACAAUCCCAUCCUGACGCAGCUGCUCAACAGCAACUCCAGCCCGCAGCUUUCCGUGGUGCCUGGUGGGAGCUCGCGUAGUCCAGUUGCUGGCGAACGUGCUGACGAGGGAGGAUUUGUGAUCAGUGCGGUGGCAACCGUGGAUCAUAGCUUCCUGGAGCAGUUGGACGCGAUGGAGCGUGGUACGCAGCAGCAGCAGGAGCAGCCGAUGCCAGCGCUUCGUCGGAUGCCCGUGCUGGAGGAGAGCUUACGCCGCCCUCCGGUAGGCUCCUCCCAGCCCGACCAGCAGCCCACCACCGGACCCGCUCCGCUCAGCUCGGGCACCUACAGCUGCGUGUACUGCCCGCGGACCUUCAACGAGCACUUUGGCUUCCGGCAGCACAUGCGCUCCAUGCACUACGACGAAAAGCGCCACAAAUGCCCGGAGUGCGGAAAAAAGUUCUCCCUCGGAAUUACGCUGGCCACGCACAUGCGAAUCCACACGGCCGUCCACCCGUUCACCUGUAUCGUCUGCUUCAAGACGUUCAGCCGGUCGGCUUCCCUCAACGGACACCUGUCGAUGCAUUCCUACGGCGAGGUCAAGUGCGCCGACUGUGGCGAAACCAUGCUCAACGUGUUCAACUACAUGAAGCACAUCGAGAAAUUCCACCCGGACUUCCUACGUAACAUUGCCGCCUACCGGAAGAAGGCCGAAGCGGUGCUGCAGCGACGCCGCGAGCUGAUCGUCGAAAUCACCCGUGGUCUCGCCCAGCACCAGUCGGAAAUUCCGAACGUCCUGGCGCGACUCCGCGGCGAAGUCAACGCCGCGCCCCCACCGUCCGAGUCGUUCAAAAUUCGACUCGGCAAGCCGUACGCCCAAGAGCAGGACGAAGUGAGCUCCAGCGAGGGCGUCCUCGUCAAGCUUGAGCAGCCCGACUCCGUCAGUGGUGGCGGCGGCAGUGACGAAGUGGUCGUCAGUUCGGCCUCGGACCACGAAACGCUGCCGGCACUGCGUGCCGAACUGCGGAAACGUCCCAGGAGUGGCCAGGAGCUGGAACCGGCGCGGAAAUCCGCUCGCACUGCUGGGUCGUCGUCGCCGAAUUUGAAGCGUCUGCUCGAGGCGGCCUCCCCGCUGGCCACGGUCAAGUGCGAACCCUCGUCGGAGUAAGCUGAGGUAAGGUAUUAUUUGCUCGUUCGUUUCAUCAAUCACUUUAGUCAACGUGUGUGUGACAUCGCUGUACAAAUGUCUGCUUAAAUUAUAACGUAAGAAGUGUCGUGCAGUAAAAUGGAAAUUGAAAGUUAAUCAAGUUUUUGGGUCCUCCUUAUUUGUUUCAUUAUAAUUUGAACAAUUUUUUGCCUAAAAUGCGCAAACGUUCGCAUCUCGUGUUCAUGUAUCUAAGUGUUAGGAAUUAGAUGAUAACAAUAAAUUCUGCAUUU
This is a messenger RNA of Culex quinquefasciatus (southern house mosquito), 2916 nucleotides long. RefSeq names its product zinc finger and BTB domain-containing protein 17. The record is from RefSeq and is a predicted model, not a curated record. Bases 119 to 2647 code for a protein of 842 amino acids. The transcript has 4 exons. Gene Ontology annotation, biological process: regulation of cytokine production; negative regulation of transcription by RNA polymerase II; regulation of immune system process. Lineage: Eukaryota; Metazoa; Arthropoda; Insecta; Diptera; Culicidae.